GUGACAGGCAGCCGACUCCGUCAUCAUGUGACGCCGCUGCGAGGCGGAAGCGGCGCCGAGCUCUCACUCUGCUGCGAGUCCUGAGUACCACCUCCAGCGGUGGUCGUUGGCUCCGGAGUCCGGGCAACAAAUAAAUAGGCCUCCGGUGUCGCGUUUCAGCUUUCCAGAAAGCCCGAUGAAAUAAACCAUCUUUGAGAGAAUACAUUGCGUUAAGGAAGACAAACGGACACAAGCAAGAAGUUAAAAAAAAUAAGUUGGACGUCUGCUCCUCGUACUCAAAGAACUAAGUGAGCCAUCUUGCCCCAGUGUAGACGAUCUUCGGCGGAGCUAGCCGGCUAACUACUAGCUCAAAGAGACGCCAUUAGUUGGGUGACAACCAGGCAUUCGCAUCAGGGUGAAAAGGGAAGUAGCUCACUGUUUAGACCCAUAUCCCUCACGCUUGUUGGUAGAUAUUGGUAAAAGUCAGAUUCGCUUAUGCUGUCGAGGUGUUUUUAGCUGUUUUUCCCAAAGUCGGAAACUGAUGUGAGCUACGCAGGACUUCAGUUCCGACGGGGUUAGCAUUAGCAGCGCUAGCUUGAUAAACGCUUGUUUUGAUAAAGCCGAGGACUUCUUUAACAAACUGCCAGCUAUGGCGGCAGGGGGGACGGGCGGCAAAACCUACUCGUUCAAGGUGGUGUUACUCGGGGAAGGCUGUGUGGGGAAGACGUCGCUGGUGCUGCGAUACUGCGAAAACAAAUUCAACGACAAACACAUCACAACUCUACAGGCGUCCUUCCUCACAAAGAAGCUCAACAUCACAGGAAAGAGAGUUAACCUGGCCAUAUGGGACACAGCAGGGCAGGAGCGUUUUCAUGCGUUAGGUCCCAUCUACUACAGAGACUCCAAUGGAGCCGUACUAGUGUACGACAUUACAGACGAAGACUCCUUUCAGAAGGUGAAGAACUGGGUGAAAGAGCUGAGGAAAAUGUUGGGGAACGAGAUUUGUUUAUGUAUAGUAGGUAAUAAAAUUGAUUUGGACAAAGACAGACACGUGUCAGUGGAAGAGGCCGAGAGUUACGCCGAGUCGGUGGGAGCCAAACACUACCACACGUCAGCCAAGCUAAAUAAAGGCAUCGAGGAGCUCUUCCUGGAUCUCUGUAAAAGGAUGAUGGAAAACGCUCAGGCUGAGGAGAAGUUGAAGGGCAACGGAGCCAGCCAAUCAGCAUCGAGUAGGCGGGGCGUACAGAUUGUCGACGACGAACCACAAACCACGCCCGCUGGAGGAUGCUGCUCUUCUGGCUAACACGCACACACUUUUACACACACACACACACACUUUCUCUCUCUGUCAUACAUGCUUGCAGACAUAAUAUUCACACACACACAUUCACGAGUGUCUCUGUUGUCCAGUCGGUCGGCUCUAAAAUCCUUAAAAUAAUCCCAAAUGUUUUUGCUCUGUUCAUUCAGCACCGCCUCCGCUGCUAAGGAGCAUGGGAAAUCAUAUUUAAAAUGGUUUAAUCAUUGUUCCCUCCAAAAUAAAAGUAACUUAUGAUUAAAACGAGUGUCAUUCCAGCGAUUUAAAUCUGACAAAAAUCACAUUUUCAGCACUUUGAUUACUAUAACUUCCUGUAUUAGAAUCUUUAACUGAAACAGUGACCAAAACUAAAAACUACACCUCUCAAUCUGGAGCUGUGUUUGUGUGUUUAAUACUUAGCAACAUUAAUAAAAGAGUUGAAAUAACUUUGAGGACAAAAUGGCGACUCAGACUUCAGCAGAGAUUUUCUUUUCUUUUUAAUUUUUUUGGGCGGGGGUCUCUCUCUCUCGAGGGGAUGAAACACACAUCCACACAAACUGUAUAAACCUCCAUUUAUCAUCAUAUUUAUCUAAAAAAUAUAAACAUGUUCCCUGUUUUCAAACCCAGAGGAGCAGCAGGCCGACAGUUUGUGGCGAAGCAGCUCCGCCUGCUGGCUACAGGUCAAACUGCAGGAAGGUGACGCAACAUUAAAGGGCCGGUUCUGAUCUUUUCGAGUUCCUCUUAAUACACUCACAGCGAAAGACUCGUGGGAAAAUAACAUCCCGUCCUAACACAACUGCUCUGUGAGAGAUGGAGGUUUUAAAGUUCUUCUGAAGUGAAUAUGAAGCUUCAGCUGUCUGAGUUGGACAAAGCAGGUGGGCAUCUUCGUCCUGGUGGACGUUUACUGCAGGCGCUUUGUCACGUGUUUCGUGUAAAGAAACGAAUAUCGUGUUUUUGGAAAAGUGACUCAGAAUAGUCCGAAUGCGGAGCGUUAAAGCCGCGUCCUUGACCUUGGAAAACACAAGUGAGCUUUUCCCUGAGCUUUCACCUACAUUUCAUGGUCAUCCUCAGCGGUUGGAGUUCGCUCAGUUGUCAUAGAGAUAGCUGAGUGGGCAACACGUGACCCAAGUACGGAUGACACACUUCAUCUGCUUAGGAAGACCAUGAGAUGGUGUUGAAAGCCCCGGUUGGUAGUUGCGGACACAUUUUUUAAAAAUGUAUUUAAUUUUUUUUGGUCGAAGUAGACAGAACGUUCUUGUAAUGCAGAUUUAAUCCGCCUGAUUCUGAGCGCUGUCGAUUUACGCUGUCGUCCCACAAUGCAACGCAACGAGGAAGAGAAGCUACUGACAUUUAAAGCUCGAGGAAGAUCACAAAAACGAUAAAAUGUCUGGAAACAUAAAAGUGUGAGAUAUGUGCUAAAAAGACGGAAGAACUCACUUGACUUGACUCAGACUGUUGAAGCGUCAUAUUUGUCUCCUCGGGGGCCGGUUACAGCGAUCGCUCUCUGGAGCGUCGAUGUGCUUGUUCCCCAACGGGAGCCAACGGGAAGUCAGCCGGCUCGGCCAGAGAAGGACUCUACUGAGCACGCUCCGUCGGUGCUGGUUAGCAGCUUGCGUGGCAGUGAUUCGGGUGCAAACUUGGGACGCGGCCUCCAGUUUUGCUUUGGACGCACAUAUGACGCGCGAGUGCUGGAUUAACACAGACGGGGGAAAGUCCGAACCCGUCCUUUAAUCCAAGCAGUUUAUUAAAUCGUGAAAUCUGUCACGAAGAAGCAGGACUUCAGUUAGAGCUGCACACGUCGCUUAAAAAUGUUUCCCGUUUGUGAGAAGAAAAAUAUAAUUUAAUAAAUUAACUGAAUCGUAAAAAAACAACAAAAAGAAACGUAAACUUGCACAGAGCUGCUGCUGAACCUGGUCUUUGGUUUUUAAAGUAAACUGCACUUUGAUAAAAUCAAGUUUAGAGAUUAAAAACAAUUUAAAAUUAACAGCUAAUUGCAAACAUCUUAGUUUCUAAUAAUAAAAAAAUAAUGAUCAAAAUGUGUCUGCAUUGCAACUGAACAGUUUUUUCUUUUGUCUUAUUUUGUCUUAUUUAUCCAAAACCUAAAGAUAUUCACUUACAGAAAUAUCAAACCGAGACAAACUCACAUUGGAGAAACUGAAACCAGGAAAUGUUCAAUGAAUCGUCAAAACAUUUAUCAAGAAAAGUUUCUGAUUCAUUUUCUGUCGAUCGACUGAUUGAUUAAUCGAUUGCUCUGUUGCUGUUGAUCCAGAUUUGCUAAACUACUUAUUCUUUUUUUUUUUUAUUCCUAAAUUAGAUUUUGUUUUAACAAACAUUUUCAGUUAUUUAAUUGAUUAAUCUAUGAAACGUCAGAAAGUACUGACAGAGAGCCGAAGACGCCGUCUUCAGAUUGGUCGUUUUGUCCUGAAAACUCCAAAAAUAUUUGAUUUACGAAGAUAUAAAACAGAGAAAACCUCACAUUUCAGAAGCUGGAAACAGAUUAUUUCUGACAUUUUUUGCUUGAAAAACUUAAAUUCGUGUCAAUUAAUUCUCUUUGUAAUUGAUUAAGUGACUAAUUGUUUCAGCUCUGAACAUAAUAAUGGCUUUCUCAAUGUUGUGCAGCUGCUCCUUCAUCCUCCUCUUCAUGGUUUUUAAAACACACACACACACACACACACACAGUGUCCUGGACAGAGAAAUAAUACCGUGCAUGUUUGAUUUCUGUAAAAGGCUUUGUUUGUUUUACUUUUAAAAGAAAUGGUAAAUAAAAUAAACUGAACAGCGAUUAUUUAAUAAGUUAUAUUCACGCGGCGGAAAUCUGUACGUGAGCGAAGGUUUUCUGUGUACUCUGCUGUGUACUUUUACUGUGUUUUCCACUGGGCCUGUAGCUCCAUUAAUCUCUGCUUACUGAAAAAACUACAGUGACAUUGUAAAAAAAAAAAAAAAAGCAUACAGGACGUUUUAUCUGCCUUUUUGGGGGAAAUCGAUGCACAUAGAAGAAGAGAAACUAAACGCUGUCCUGCUCAUCGUGGAAUAAUGGAAAAACAAAAACGUGUGGUUGAAAAGGAAAAAAAAAAAAGAAAUCAGCGCACUUUUUGGAAAUGUAAUUUUUUAAAAUGCUAGUGUCAAAGUGUUUUUUUGUAAAGAUAAUAAUAAGAACAAUUAUAACGAUUUACACAACGCA
This is a messenger RNA of Siniperca chuatsi (mandarin fish), 4454 nucleotides long. RefSeq names its product RAB21, member RAS oncogene family (gene rab21). The record is from RefSeq and is a predicted model, not a curated record. Lineage: Eukaryota; Metazoa; Chordata; Actinopteri; Centrarchiformes; Sinipercidae. Gene Ontology annotation, biological process: Rab protein signal transduction. The coding region runs from base 629 to 1282 and encodes 217 amino acids. Gene Ontology annotation, molecular function: GTPase activity; GTP binding. The transcript is spliced from 7 exons.